Messenger RNA from Penicillium paradoxum, 795 nucleotides. RefSeq lists its product as uncharacterized. The transcript has a single exon. Lineage: Eukaryota; Fungi; Ascomycota; Eurotiomycetes; Eurotiales; Aspergillaceae. Bases 1 to 795 code for a protein of 264 amino acids. The record is from RefSeq and is a predicted model, not a curated record.
AUGCAUCACAUAUCCCAGCCUCCCACGGUACUGUCCAUGGAAGUAUCGAGCAGGGAUGAUAGCGAGUACAGAAUAUUGGUCUCAAAUCGGGUCCGAUACCUGACUAUCAGCACGGGGACAUUCGAACGAUCAAUCCUUUCUAUGCCGCUCAGCUCUUUACCUGAACUUCCUGAGGAUACCACUUGGAAUGUGGCACACGUCAGUCGAGACCCCUCAAGCCGUGAGGUCGUAAUGAAUCUACAGCACAGAGCCCUCAGUGGUAUAACAAACCUGUGGCAUCCUGUGUCGAUUGACUGUCUCCAGUUGAAGAAGAGGAAGUCGUUUACUCCGACCGCCUACGAAGUCAGUUACACCGGUGACAAACUACAAAGUCCGACAUCGCCUGUUGUUAUUGCGAAAAUCGCGCGAUUCGAGUGGGAAGUACCACGUUUAUCGAUGGAGACAUUCAUGUAUAGAAGGCUGGAAAAUACGGGCCUUGCGCCACGGUUCCUUGGCCAUGUCCAUGAACAUGGCCGUGUGAUCGGCUUUGUGCUGGAGAAAAUCGAAGGCCGUGAAGCAAACAUCGAAGAUCUUCCCUCUUGUCAAUCUGCUCUCCAGCGUUUACAUGAUCUUGGCAUCCUCCAUGGCGACGUCAACAGACAUAAUUUCAUCGUUCAAGAUAACACGACGCGAAUGAUUGAUUUUGAGAAUAGCAAACUUUGCAUUGGCGGUUCUGCGUCCAUGCAAGCCGAGAUGGAUAGUCUACGUGAUCAGUUAGUGGAGGAGACAGGGCGCGGUGCAGGUUUUGCUCGAUGA